Molecule: messenger RNA, 1394 nt
Organism: Bursaphelenchus xylophilus (pine wood nematode)
Lineage: Eukaryota; Metazoa; Nematoda; Chromadorea; Rhabditida; Aphelenchoididae
Source: the annotation of a GenBank genome assembly
AUGGAUAGGCUCUACCGAAUAUUCAGAUCGGACGUUUUGUUGUCUUCAUCAGACGGUCGACCUCACGGAUUUCUUUCAGAAGUUGAAUAUAAAGCAAUCGAAAAGGCUGAUACCAAAUCAGAUGUGCAAUUUUCUUCGUUCCUUCAUCUUACCGGAAUCUGGACUUUUUCAUCCUUCAUUCCUCUUGGGUUUUAUCUCGCUUGUGUUCAUCAUACCGUUAUUACAUUAGGUAAUUCUAAAUUAUAUGAAUUCACAUUUGUUCAAACAUGUCUUGUUUCAGCGAUUGCAAUAGUUGCAUUCGGAUUAUGCGUUCCUUCGGCGGUGAUAACUUUGUAUAUUAUCAGACUAGCAUACGUUUACAUCAAGUUUUGUUACCAUCUCAGUUAUACGCAAUCGGCCUGGAUUCAGAUGGAUAAAUUACACGAAAAGUGGUUAAAAGAGUGCUUCAGAUGGGAGCACGAUCAGUAAGUUGCGUCUUCUUUGUUUGGUUUUUGUACAUGGUUUUGUGUUAAUUUAACUCUGUCAUUGCCGAUUGCUUUCCUCCUGAAAUUAUUAUUUGUUACCUAAAACAAUAUUUCAGCCCAGAUCAAGCGACAAAGCCUGGAUUCAUCUAUUGUAGAGAGAAACGGGUUAUAAUGUUCCGUCGUCUGGCUUUUUUCAUUCUACGUUACCACAACUAUCUCUCACAUUCUGAUAUGAAUUCUACAAUUGAUUUGGAAGUUCAGCAACUGGAUUCCUUGGUGAACUUGGCAGCCGCUGUGCCGGAUCAAUUUCUUUCUCUCACAAGUCUCAAUAACAUGGUCGUUUUGAUGAAUACAAUGAGAUCGAAGACAAUAUUAACGGUUAAUAUUGAACAUCAAAGAAAAAUAUCGGAGAUGCUGGAGCUGAAUCUGUUUUCCUGGAAUGCUCUGAGGUAUUGUGAAGGAGUGGGAAGCGAAUUGUCCGAGAAGCAUGUCCUCACUGCAAAUGCUUUUCAACUGAAGAUGGAAGUUCAAUUGGAAAUGGAAUCUGAAGCAACACUUCUGGAGAGCAGUCGUAUCUUGGAUAUGAAACCUCAGACUUUGGAAGAGGCAAGGAGACAGUACAAGUAUUUGGCGGAAAGGCAUGUUGAUUUUAUAUGACCUUCAUUGUUUCAGAUUAAUUUCUAUCGACAAAAUCCAUCGAGAUGACCCAGAGUGUGCUUUUGUUUACUUGGAACUGCUGGAUAAGUAAGUAAAUUUUAUUUGAUUUUGUAACUAAUAUAUCGAAGGGUUAGCAAUGUCAGUUUCAGUUCGGAGAGUCCUCGAGAUGACGUCUUCUCAGCCGUGUAUUCCAUCCUGAUUGAGGUGAAACGAGCGAUGGAUGUUUUGGAAAGGAUUCGAGAUAACCAGAGGAACUUCAACAUGUCUGGAUAA